CGCGAUUAAACAUUAAUCUCCACAUUUAUACACACAUAUGUAUAUGUGUGCGUGUCUCUGUCUGUUUUUUCACGAAAUGCACAUAAAUACAUAUGUGUCUAUGAAAAUCGAAGAAAAAGAUAAAAGAACAACAACCAAUACGAUAGAACUAUUACAAAAACUAUAACUACUAUUAACCUGCUGCUACUUUUACCCGCGCCCGCGUUUAAAUAAAUACAAAUCUCUCUUGACUGUUUUUCUCAUGCGUAGUCUGCUGCUUGCUGUCGUUAGUUAUUUGUCCGCUAAUUUGGCUUACCAUUUAUCACUGAAACAACAAAAAAUUUCUAUGAAUCACUGACAUUCUCAUUUCUGCUUUGAUUUACCGAUAACACAACGCAUCGAAGAAAACGAGAGCACACGAAACUCAGGGUCGAUGGAGAGGUUCGGAGAGGACAAACUCAAAAAAUUUUCGGCCGUCGAACCACGCCCCCGGCCACUACCACGUCGGAGGACUAAUCAGGAGCUCAAAGCAACGAACGAGACCUUGAAGAGCCUGCAGACGCAGUUGGAGCUAGCAUACGCCUCGACAGCGUCAUCGGGUGCUCCGGUAGCCGGUGGUGGUGGCGGAAUUUCGAGCGGUCUGAUGAUGGGUUUGAGCGGGUCAUGCGGCGCAAUGCUUGGCUCAUCGGGGCUAGGAUCCUCGUCGUGCAACACGGCUACUCAUCUCGGUGGUAGCGUUGCAGUACCUGGUGGCGUACCCGGGAGUACGACACUAACCGCGAUACUCGAGACGAAAGACGCGAGGAUACAGACCCUAGAGAAGGAGGUUGGUUUGCUCGAGGCCGAGUUGCAGCGCAUCAGAGAAUGCGGUGGCCGUUUGCGCGAGCAGCUUCUAAAGGCAACUGCUGUACCGAGCGGGACAACGAGCUUCGGCAAUCAUCAACAGCAGCAACAACAACAACAACAACAACAGCAACAGCAGCACAUCGGCGGUGGCUUGCACGGCGGUAUCGGCGGCCUCGCAACCACCCCAGGAACAGCAACAGCAGCAACAGCAACAGGUAUCGAAAGCAAUUACGCGAUGCAAGCGACGAGACCGUCUGUCACGUUAUCGUCAAUCGGCAGCCUACAAUCUUCAGUUCUCACUCGAGGACCAACUGCGUAUACUCCUACUACUCCUACCACUUCUACUACUACUACUACUCCUACUACUACGGCUCUCGUGCCUUAUGGCCAAAUGGUGAAACUAACGAAUCCGUUGCUUGCCGUUGCUUCGACAGGUGCAACCGCGAUCCAGCCGGCCGGGGCCUCUUGCUUGUCCGGCAUAUCAUCUGGCCUUACGACCGGCGUCGUUAAUCCUUACACCGAUCAACAUCACCACCAGCAACAAACCUCCCAUCCCCAGCACCAUCAGCAACAGCAGCAUCACCAUCAUCACCAUCAUCACCAUCAGCAUCAAUAUCAGCAGCAGCAGCAGCUUCAGCAUCACCAACAACAACAGCAACACCAGCAAGCGAUGCAACAGCAUCUCAAACAAAUUGAGCCUGCUGCCGCCGGUGCUCUUGCCCUGCACGCUCAUACGUUCAACAAGCACGAUCUCAACUUCAAACGUCAAGUAAGUUUCUUCAUCAACAACGUCCGCAUCGAAAAGAACGACGUCAUCUAAGACCCCGAGGAUUAACCACCCGAGCGAGAGACUGAAAGUUAAACAAUUGAUACAACAGCACACUUUAUUCGUAACAGCUUAAUCGAGUAUGAGGCUUUCACUACAAAUCGAGCAAUUAUAGAUUCUCAGAGCAGCCACAUUCCGAGGAGUCCUCCUUAAUGCGUAGGUGAGGCGAUCGACGCGAGAGACGAUUCCAUUCUUCACCGAGACCUUGGGGCCGAGGCGGGGUGGGGGGCAGUUACGUUUUCCUAAAAAGGGCUAAAUCACUGUAAGCAGGCAGGUUUCUCCGGGCAAGAAAAGCAGAAACACUUAUCCCGAGUGACGUUUUUGAGGAAAUGCCAUGAAGAGUUUUCGAGCGAAGAUAACUGCCCACGUUUACGAGAGAGAGCGAGAGAGAGAGAGAGAGAGAGAGAGAGAGAGAGAGAGAGAGAGAGAGAGAGAAAACUCUUUUCGAGUCUAUUUACAAUACAGUAUUAAAGAGGCUAAGAGAAAACUAGAAGAAGCAAACCGAGCAAACAAUCGGCUAAGAUGAUGCGAAGAAAAAAGGGAUUCGUGAAAGGAAAACGGCUCAGUCAUGAUUCUCCUCCUCCUCCUCCUCCUCGAAUCCGCGACGAUUUUAUUUCUUCCCGAACCGCACGUCUCAUUGUCUUCACCCCCGUGUAUUAUCUCGAUAUUUAUAAUUUACGUUAUUUCUGGCGAAAUGAGAGAGAGAGAGGGAGAGAGAAAAAAAAUACGCACCUCCCAUAACUGUCAAUCAGCUCGUUACCCGAUGUCUAAUCUGUCGUAAAUAUUCGUAUAUAGCAAAGAGCCUAAAAGCCUGUAUAGAUAUCUCGCAAGAGCGAACGAAUGAAUUUACAAAAAAGCGAUUGACGAAUGAAAAACAAAAAAAAAAUAACAAAGUAAAACAAACAAAACAAAAUACUGAAUGUUAACUAAUCGUAAAAAUUCAUUUACGAAAAGGUCAUUGCGACGGCUGAGCACCAGUCUUCCUGAAACGCGCAAUCUUUAAACUUUCGUGGUACUAUCAAAUAUACCAACGGAUUAUUCUUAAUAUUAAAGAAAAAAAAAAAAAAAAAAAACAGAAAGAAAGCGAAAUAAAAA
Messenger RNA from Venturia canescens, 2746 nucleotides. RefSeq names its product homeobox protein OTX1 B-like. The coding region runs from base 413 to 1645 and encodes 410 amino acids. The record is from RefSeq and is a predicted model, not a curated record. The transcript is spliced from 3 exons. Lineage: Eukaryota; Metazoa; Arthropoda; Insecta; Hymenoptera; Ichneumonidae.